AUGGUGAGCAAAACAGAGGAAGAACAAGUGAAUAGAUUGGAGAACCAAGUGGACAAUGAAGGAGGAGGGGCUUGGGAGUACCUUUGUCUCGUACGGAAACUCAAGCUUCGUCGAUCAGAUAAGGUCUUGAAGCACGGUUUGGAAAUCUUGAACAACCCAAAAAAGCGAUCCGCUCUCGGCCCAGAUGAGGUUGCCAGAACUGUAGCCUCAUACAUUGCCACGACCUUAUCAUUUGGCUCACACCAUCGCGCAAGGGACGUAUGCUGCCUAAAAGCUGGGCAUGUGUUUGGAAAUUUACACGAGAGCAAUGACAUCAGUGGCACAUGUAGGCUGGAAGCAAUGUUGGUUGAAGCAAAAGGAUCUUGGGCUGAGGCAGAAAAAGCUUAUAUAAGCCUUCUGGAGGAUAAUCCAUUUGAUCAAAUAAUUCUUAAGAGGAAGGCAGCUCUAGCGAAGGCGCAAGGCAAUAUUUCAGGGGCCAUUGAAGGGCUGAAUAAAUAUCUAGAAACAUUCAUGGCAGAUCAUGAUGCCUGGAGGGAACUUUGUGAAAUAUAUGUCUCCCUACAAAUGUACAAACAAGCAGCUUUCUGCUAUGAGGAGCUAAUCUUAUCUCAACCGACAAUUCCACUAUAUCACCUAGCCUAUGCUGAUGUAAGUGGCUUCUCAAUGCUUUUGGCUUCAGAGUUUGUUCCAACAGCUGCCAUAUGUGAGAUCCUGAUCAUCUUUCUCCCAGUCUUCUUGCCUGCUGGGGGAAGGAAAGAAUUUCUUUCCAGGACUAGGGAAGGCCAAACUCUGGAUGGGCUGCCAGGUUCUGCCUACGCUCCGGUUUCACUUCCCUCAAAAACUUCUCUCAAGCUGAAUGUUGCUGCUACCCAGCUCAAAGAGGUGCUUUACACACUUGGUGGACUAGAAAACAUUCAGGCAGCCAAGAAAUAUUAUGCUUCUACCAUAGACUUAACGGGUGGCAAGAAUACCAGAGCACUUUUGGGUAUAUGCUUGUGCACAUCUGCUGUUGGACAACUGACAAAAGGGCGGAACAAGGAGGACAAGGACAGCCCAGAGCUGCAGCAUCUGGUGGCGGCAGCCUUGGAGAAAGAUUACAAGAAAAGAGCUCCCAGCAAACUUUCUCUGCUUAGCUCCACCUUAAGAAGCUUGAAACUCUCAUCAUAA
Molecule: messenger RNA, 1167 nt
Organism: Ilex paraguariensis (yerba mate)
Lineage: Eukaryota; Viridiplantae; Streptophyta; Magnoliopsida; Aquifoliales; Aquifoliaceae
Source: the annotation of a GenBank genome assembly